Mugil cephalus (flathead mullet) is the source of this 1959-nucleotide messenger RNA. RefSeq lists its product as uncharacterized. NCBI's taxonomy places the organism in Eukaryota, Metazoa, Chordata, Actinopteri, Mugiliformes, Mugilidae. The record is from RefSeq and is a predicted model, not a curated record. The transcript is spliced from 7 exons. Bases 278 to 1339 code for a protein of 353 amino acids.
CUAAGGAAAAGUCUAAAUAAUUUUUAACUCAGUAAAAAAAUAAAAAAAUAAAUAAAUAAAAUAUAUAUAUAACCUGAUGUAAAAGCUAAAAACACUAUGAGGAAAAAAACCGGAAGCGCAACAUCUCCGUUAAUGAGCGUCAUUUAAUUGACGCACAGAACUCUGGUCUCCAUGGAAACGCGUCAUUUGAACAGAAGUCAACUUCACAGCUUCCUGUCACUGGGUCCCGCUUUAACACCGAUCCAGCUGAAGAGUAAAUUCAAAGGGCGUUGCACUGAUGUUUAAGAAUCGGGACCAUAGGUGGAAUAAAGAGAGGGGAGGUACAGAGGCGAAGCAAGUCGCUCCUACCAUGCAGACUUUUUCGACGCUGCUGCACCCCAAGCCGGCUGCAAAGAAGGCCUCAAAGUCGUCCCCCUGCAGCUCUGGGAAAAGUGUUUCAUCUAAACCAGGGAGUCUGCGGAACAAAGGUUCAGUGUCCUGCCUUCAAGCUAUCUCCAGCGAAACCCAGAGUAUGCGCGGCGAGCUGGCAACGACUUCAAAGGUCCCCCGCAGAGGAAAGCCCCCCCUGGCAUUCAGAUGUGAUGUACACCCUGCGCAGCACCACAACAAGCACAAGCCUGAGCAUGUGAGGGAAGGAGCAUUAAACGGAUCCGCGCACGGGGCGGCGAGCAAGCUGACAAAAAGCUGGGAUGUCCUGAGGAGCAAGAACAAGAUGAAACACCUUUUUAACAGAGCAAACAAAGAGGAGAUCGCAGACUCUGAGCUUCCCUUCAGAGCUGAGGAUCUGGACAGCUCCCUGCCAGGCACCGCCGGCGUCAAACACUGUCCUAUAUUUGACACGCAGUCCAGUGAAUCUGAAGACGAGGAGUCAGAUGACGAUGACUUAUUAGCUGCCUGGAAGGACGUAUUUGAGAGACGUGAGCCUAGUCUGAUCACCUUUCCAGGAGCAGUUUGUCGGUCAAGCUUAACUUCCACCAGCUGCUCCGACAGUGCCCAUAGCCUGGAGUCUUUCGAAUCACAUUUAAGUAAGUCAGCAGUUCCAGGUGUUUUAUCAUCUGUCAGCAGUGAUGGAUGCGGUUUCACUCUGCCCCUGAAGCAAACAAAGCCACCUCAUGGGACUCCGCCGCCACCUUCCGUCGUCACUUUAGCUUGUGCGUCGUCACACGGGUGUAGAUUCUCUCAGAGGAAGUCUUCGUGCUCCUCUACCACUGAUCUGAUCACAUUCAGUGAGUCUGAAGAAGAAUGGGAAGCAGCCCAGGGACGAGCUUCUGCUGCCAAAGUCCCCCAAUCUCAUGCAGACAUUGCAUGUAGAGUCAAAGAAAGGUGGUCACUCAAUUAAAACAUUUGGUUUUUUAUAGAUUAACUUCCAUAAAAAAAACAAUGUUUUGGUUAUCCUGCUCUGCUCUGUAGUUUACUGGAUGAGUUAACCCAUGAGGAUGAGGAGGAGGAGGAGGGCGACCAGUGUCGGAUCUGCCACGAUGGUGACACGUCACCAGGCAACCCGCUGCUGUCGCCCUGCCUGUGUUCAGGAAGUCUACAGUUCGUUCACUUCGAAUGCCUGAAGAAGUGGAUUGAGACCAAACUUCAGUCAGGGCGGUGUCUCACUGUCGUCCAGAGAUGUGAACUUUGUGUCGGGGAGCUCACACUGGACCCUGGUAUGUUUGACUGGGACGAGUGUUUCCGAAGACAUCACCUGCAGCUGGAUGACUUCAGCGACCUGUUUCAUCAGCGAGAGGCAGGAGGAAUGUUGACGUUCAGGUCAUUGUUCCCAAGAGCUUUACGACCAUCACUGGGACCAUCUACCCAUUCAGUCUCCAGGAUGCGUAUAUGGUCACUGCUUCCUUACCAAAUAGGGAUGAGACUCCAAAGAAGCAGGAGGAGGAGGAGCAACUCACCAGAGUCAUUUGACACUUGACCCACGUUUUUACACCGUGUCUCAAUAAAUUGCAACGCAUCUCA